GCCACACUGUGUAAUAACAGGCUACAGGCAGUUUCGAGGAAUGUGAGUAGAAUGUAAACAGAGCUCAGGCGGUAGCUAACGGUUGUUGCUCGGUAACUAACUCUUUGAUAUUGUCGCCGCUGAAUCGGACUCACUUAUGGCUUCACGAUAGGUUUCUCGAGAUUCAUAUGCUGUCACCAUGACCAAAGACAUAGUUGUUGGAGAUGAACUACCAGACUGGGUGGGGGCCAAGGAGUUUUACCAGAAAUAUGACCCCAAAGAGGUGAUUGGCAGGGGUGUGAGCAGUGUGGUGCGCAGGUGUGUGCACAGACACACGGCUCAGGAGCUGGCAGUGAAGAUUAUUGAGAUCACAGCGGAGAAGAUGACCGUUCAGCAGCUGGAGGAGGUGAAAACCUCUACCCUGAAGGAGAUCCAAGUCCUCAACAUGGUGAAGGGACAUUCCUCAAUCAUUACUCUCAUUGAUUCCUAUGAGUCCACAACUUUCAUAUUUUUGGUGUUUGACCUCAUGAGGCGAGGAGAGCUGUUUGACUACCUCACAGAAAAAGUGACUCUGAGUGAGAAGGAAACCAGGAGCAUGAUGCGAGCUCUGCUGGAGGCCGUGCAGUACCUCCACUCCCUGAACAUCAUCCACCGGGACUUGAAACCUGAGAAUAUUCUCCUGGAUGAUCAGGGACACAUCAAACUGUCCGACUUUGGAUUCUCAGUGCAGCUACAGCCUGGAGAGAAACUUAGAGAGCUUUGUGGCACACCUGGUUAUCUGGCCCCUGAAAUACUGAAAUGUUCAAUGGAUGAAAUGCACACAGGCUAUGGCAAAGAGGUUGAUCUCUGGGCGUGUGGAGUGAUCCUUUUCACUUUACUGGCCGGCUCGCCACCGUUCUGGCAUCGCAAACAGAUGCUGAUGCUGAGGAUGAUCAUGGAGGGUCGCUAUCAGUUCAGCUCCCCAGAGUGGGACGACAGGUCUGACACUGUGAAAGACCUGAUUUCCAGGCUGCUGGUGGUGGACCCGGCUGUCCGUCUCACUGCUGAGCAAGCCUUAGCUCAUCCCUUCUUCAGACUGUACCAGAAGGAGAAUGUGCGUCUCUUCAGUCCUAGAAAGACCUUUAGGGUGUUGAUCGUCAGUGUGCUGGCCUGUAUCAGGAUGUACAGCCGUUACCGCAGGGCUCGGCCGCUCACACGCGAGGUACUGGCCAGAGACCCGUACUCUCUUCGCGGUGUCCGCAAACUCAUUGACGGUUGCGCCUUCCGCAUCUAUGGGCACUGGGUGAAGAAAGGGGAGCAGCAGAACCGAGCCGCCCUCUUUCAGAACACAGCUAAGAUCAUGCUGCUUGGCCUGGAGGACUUUGAAGCAUAAAAGGUUAACCUCAUUCCUAACCACCUUGAUUUUUAUUUAAACAUUCACAUGCGCUGCCAUGUCAGCGUUUGUCUUGUCGCAUUACUGUGUUUAAUUUUAAUAUUAGGAAUUCAGGGACCUGGAUGUUUGUAUGCCUUAAUGUGCACUGUGGUCCUGCGAGUUAAAGAUAAGCAUGCAUUAUCUGUGCUUUCAUCCAAGUUUGUGGGUUUGAAACUCCUCUUGUCAGGUCAUCAUGUUUGCAGUGCCAGUUUGCAGAAGAGAACACGUUGCACAAUCGUUUGAAUAAACACGUCACAUAAAGGUAUAUUUUAUACAUUUAGGAUUUUAGAUCUAUAGGUCAGUUAUAACUGAGGAGAGGAUGUGUUUCUAAGCACUGUUUGGCUGAAGUGAACAUAAAGCACUGUGAUUAAUUAUUUAAAAUAUAAUUAUAUAUACAUAUUGUAACAGGGCUCAGAUUUACAGAUAUUUCAGUGUUACAAAUCUGCAGCGGAGGGCAUGUAUACAGUGUUUUUGGUAGAGAAUCCUGUAGCUGUCAUGCAUGCAGACAUUCCUUAAUAGGAAACCUACUUACACUAACUGUGAUGACUGUCUGUGACUGUAUUUCCUAUUAAAACUAACAAACACAAUUCCCAACUCAGUUCAUUCCCCAGUUUAAUAAAUGGCACUUUUCCUGAAAGUGCCUGCCUGAGAAAUGUACAGUAAUUGUACAAAUGCAGAUAGAAAUUGUACUGUAUAUGAAAAAAAAGAAACAAGUUGUAUUAACAAUAAAAACAAAUGUUUGAGUCAGAAUUUA
Molecule: messenger RNA, 2144 nt
Organism: Dicentrarchus labrax (European seabass)
Lineage: Eukaryota; Metazoa; Chordata; Actinopteri; Moronidae
Gene: phkg2
Product: phosphorylase kinase, gamma 2 (testis)
Exons: 10
Coding region: 179-1351 (390 amino acids)
Biological process (GO): glycogen biosynthetic process; protein phosphorylation
Cellular component (GO): phosphorylase kinase complex
Molecular function (GO): calmodulin binding; ATP binding; phosphorylase kinase activity
Source: RefSeq, a predicted model, not a curated record